This is a messenger RNA of Schistosoma spindalis, 1238 nucleotides long. Lineage: Eukaryota; Metazoa; Platyhelminthes; Trematoda; Strigeidida; Schistosomatidae. The record is from the annotation of a GenBank genome assembly.
ACCGAUUUCAGGUAGUACGUUACGUGUGGUCAGGCUGGGUGGAUUGUAUUGGAAAUCGCGUAUUUUCUUUAGAAAAUCCUCUGUGGUUUUGUUUGAUUUAUUCAAUAGAUAGAAAUUUGUCUCCAAUCCAAUGAAUUUAGCAUCCAUUGAUAAUAUCAUACGUGUGGCUCGACUUCAGACAUCAUCAAAUGACUCGAGUUAUCAGAAUUUUUUGGAUCGUUUGGUUUUACCUGGGAUGGUUUUUGAAUUAUCUGGACCUUAUGAUGGGCCUGUAUCAUGGUCUAUUGGUCCAGGUCUUGUUUGUGUGCCGAUGUCUAGGAGGAAACCUGGAGUGGGAAAAAACAAAAUGGUGGAUUCGAUUUUAGUAAGACAGUUCGGAAUCUUAAAAUUCAAGUGUAAGAAGUUGGAAGGAACAGACUCAACGGAUACAAUCAAGCGUUUUAAACUCGGAAAUUCAUCGAGUGAUUCGAGAUCAGAAAAUUUCAUUUGGGUAGAAUGCCUUGUGUCUACUGGUUCAGUAACUACAUUACUUCCACUUACUCGUCUCUCAUACCGUUGUCAUGUGGGACAGUUCCAACCAGAAGAUAAGGUUAUUGGUGUUGUAAUGAAAAAAGCUGGUGAAUCGUUUGUAGUUGAUAUAGGUUGUGCUUCUCCGGCUAUUCUCAAUUACUUAUCAUUCGAAGGUUCUUCUAAAAAGAAUCGUCCUGACAUUCAUGCAGGUGAUGUUCUUUAUACCAUGAUUACACGAGCCGACAGAGAUUUAGAAAUUGAAUUGUCAUGUGUUGAUGAGGCGGGGAAAGCUUGUGGAAUGGGUAUCCUUGGUCGUCAUGACCCUGGAACUGUUGGUAAUGCUGGAGGUCGGUCUGGUGGUAUACUAUUACACUGUACGCAAGAUUUGGUCAGGCGGUUAGGCAAUCAAGAUGAAUUCCCUUUAUUAAAACUUUUAUCUAAGGUGUAUCCUUUUGAAAUAUUCUUAGGUGCAAAUGGACGAAUAUGGUUAACAGCUGGUUCUGCUAGAGAAAUAAUGAUAUUAGCCAAUGCAAUAGCUAUUACUGAACAUAUAUCAACUAAUGAAUGUUGUCAAUUAGCUAAAGAACUUUGUUAAGUCUUGUUACAUUUUAAUAACACGUCUUUUGUUUUUCUUUAAAUUAAAUUUGAAUAUUGUACAUAUUUAUUGAUAUUGUACAUUUGUAAGUCUAUUUUGUAUCUAAUAGAUUAAAGUUUACUUUGUUUUUUUU